CAGCGCUCAGCAGCAAUGACUAACUUUCUGGAGGAGCGGCCAUUCGGCUCGCAGUACACCAACGUCUACCUGUCCAUCUUCGCCCUGUUCUGCUUCAAGCUCUUCGUCAAGAUCAGCCUGAACAUCCUCACCCACUUCUAUGUGGUCAAAGGGAACCGGAAAGAGGCAGCACGCAUCGCCGCAGAGUUCUACGAUUUCGGCCAAGGGCACAGCGGUCAUGUCGUACUCGUAUCAGUGGCUAGACGUGCCGUGGGGAGACGGAGACAUGGGCUCAUGGGCGGACCGAUCUCCACUCCAUGAAGCGGCAAGCCAAGGACGCCUUUUGGCCCUGAAAACCCUGCUCUCACAGGGUUACAACGCAAACCUCGUUACCAUCGAUCAUGUGACUCCACUGCACGAGGCGUGUCUGGGCGAUCACGUGGCGUGUGCCAGGGCGCUCAUCGAGGCCGGCGCUAAUGUGAACGCUACUACCAUUGAUGGUGUAACCCCUUUGUUUAACGCCUGUUCUGCGGGCAGUGCGACGUGUACAGAGGUUCUGCUGGAGCACGGUGCUAACCCACAGCCCGAGCCGUGCCAACCCUCACCGAUCCACGAGGCCAGCAGCAAAGGAAGGACGGCGUGUGUGGAGGCCCUGAUAUCAUGGGGGGCAGAUGUGGAUUACGACAUUCCUCACUUAGGAACACCACUUUAUAUCGCCUGCGCCUCCCGAGAGCUACAGUGCACACAGAAGCUUCUAGAUGGAGGUGCGAACGUACAGAAGGGGCGUUUCCUGGACACGCCGCUUCACGCCGCCGCGCAGAAAGACUGCCCCGAGAUCGUCAAAGUGCUGCUGGAGUUUGGCGCCAACAUCAACGCUCGAAACCUGGAGCUGCAGAGAGCGGUGGAGACGGCGCCCCCUAGCAGCCUGGCAGAACGCGUGUUACUGCACUACGAAGUUACUCCGCGCUCUCUGAGUGAGUUGUGCAGGUUAUGCAUCAGAGAGUAUCUGGGACGCACGAGGCUUCAUCUCAUCCCUCAUCUCAGACUGCCACCUCUGCUCCACAGAUUCCUGCAGCACAGAUAGACACCUGGCUCUCUCUCUCGUUCUUUCUGCCUCUCUCUCUCUCGUUCCGUCUUUCUGUGCCCUUCUUUCUGUCUUUCUCUCCCUCCACCUGUCCACUUUGUGCCUUUGUGUCUGUUUGUCUCGUAAGGUCUACCUAUAUUAUUCUACAUCUGUCUCUGUCUCUAACUGUCUCUCUCUCCAUAUAUCUCUCUCCCCACCUGUUUCUCAGCACCUCUCUCCGUCUCUUUCUCUCUUUCUUUGCAUCUUUUAACAACUGUAUCUCUCCACCUGUGCCUCUCUGCAUCUGUCUCUCUGUCUUUUUCUGUCUGCCCAUCUCUCUCUGUUUCUCUCACUACCUGUCUGACUCCACCUGUCUUUUACUCCACCUGUCUUUUACUCCACCUCUCUUGUCUGUCUGUUUCUCCAAAUAUCUCUGUCUCUCCAUCUGUCCCUACCUGACACUCUAUCCACCUGUCUCACCAGCCUGUUCCAGUCUGUCUGUGUGUGUAUCUGUCUGUCUCUCUCUGUUUCUCUCUGCCAAUCUCUACCAGUGUCUAUCUUUCUCUCUUUUAUAUUUUAUCUCUCCUUUUAUCUGUAUUUGUGUCUUUCAGAUUUCUUGUCGUUCAUUUCGUUUCUCAAAUGCAUUUAUUAUCGUCUUUGCAGGUGCAUCUCAAAAUAUUAGAUUACCGUGGAAAAGUUUCCUGUAAUUUAAAUCGAAAAGUGGAACUUUAAUAUCUUCUAGAUUCUUUAGACAUAAAGUGAAAUAUUUCAAGCUGUUUUUGUUUGGUUUUGAUCUCGAUGAUUACGGCUUACAGAUCAUGGAAACAAAAAAUCCAGUAUCUCAAAAUAUUAGAAUAAAGAGUUUAGAGUAGAGAAAUGUCGAGCUUGUGAAAAGUGUGUUCAUUUAUGCGCUGAUACUCGCUGGGGGCUUGAAUCCUUUUGCAUGAAUUACUGCGUCGACACGGCGUGGCAUGGAGGCGAUCAUUCUGUGGCACUGCUGAGGUGUUCCGGAAGCCCGGGUCGCUUUGAUAGCGGCCUUCAGCUCGUCUGUAUUGUUGGGUCUGGCGUCUCUCGUAGAUUCUCUAUGGGGUUCGGGUCAGGCGAGUCGGCUGGACGAUCGAGCACCGUAACACCACGGUCAGUAAACCAGUUACUAGAAGUUUUGGCACUGUGGGCAGGUGCAGAGUCCUGCUAGAAAAGGAAAUCAGCAUCUCCAUAAAGCUCGUCAGCAGAUUGAAACAUGACGUGCUCUAAAAUCUCCCGGUAGACGCUGCAUCGACUCUCGACUUGAGAAAACACACUGGACCAACACCAGCAGAUGACAUGGCACCUCAAAUCAUCACUGACUGUGGAAACUUCACACUGGACUUCAAGCAGCUUGGAUUCUGUUCCUCUCCACUCGUCCUCCAGACUCUGGAACCUUGAUUUCCAAAUGAAAUGCAACAUUUACUUUCAUCUGAAAAGAGGACUUUGGACCCCUGAGCAACGGUCCAGUCAUUUUUAAAGGCUCAGGAAACCUGUGCAGGUGUUUGGAGUUAAUUAGCUGAUUAGCGCUCUUCUCAGGUCGACAUUUCUCUAUUAUAAUUUCUUCCUUCUAAUAUUUUGAGAUACUGGAUUUUUUAUCUCCAUGAGCCGUAAGCCGUAAUCAUCGAGAUUAAAAAAAUAAAAAAAUAAAAAAAUAAUAAUAAUAAUAAUAAAGGCUUGAAAUAUUUCACAGCUUUUGCACGAUAUUUGAAUUUUUUGAGAUGCACCUCUAUAACACAAAGCAAAGAAUUGCUUGCUCUUGAUUUGAAUAUGAUGUCUGUUAAAAACAUAAUGCUGUUUAUCGUGUGAAAAUCCACAAUGCUUAACAUCACUCGGUGUUCAUUAGGAAGUGUCUCACACCACGUUCACGCUAGUGAGUGAAAAAGCGACUGUUUACACUUCCACAAGAUCUUCUCUAAUUGAUGCAGAUUGGUUUUUAACUGAUGAACUGUAGAGCGCUGGAAGAAUGUAAAGCACAUGCUAGUUUGUAUUCAGUGCUUACUGUACGUACGCCAUGUCCUUUACGAAGUGACACUGGUUUUUCUUCUUCACAUUUUUCUUUCUUUUCUUCCUUGCUAUGAGGUGACAUCAGCGACUCGUUUGCUCCUAAGGCGAACGCGGGUAAGAUCGUCGACGGUUCCGUCUUCCUCUGAAAUCCGUAAUAUAAAACGUGACCUAAAGCCGUAUUUAUAGAUAGCGUUAUCUGUCCUUCAGGCAGUUAAUUAAAUGUGAAUGUCAGUGGUGGAAAUGUCAGCACAAACUCUUCUCACAUCUCACACGGUUUGAUCUCGUGGUGUGUCCAACCUGCCGAGUGUGUAAUCACAACAUGAUCGCGACCGUACGGUGUUUUACUGAAACGUCAGCAUGUCAACGAAUAUACGGGAAUAAAAAAAUGGAUAUGUUUAAUGA
Molecule: messenger RNA, 3475 nt
Organism: Ictalurus punctatus (channel catfish)
Lineage: Eukaryota; Metazoa; Chordata; Actinopteri; Siluriformes; Ictaluridae
Gene: asb5b
Product: ankyrin repeat and SOCS box containing 5b
Exons: 8
Coding region: 140-1063 (307 amino acids)
Biological process (GO): protein ubiquitination; intracellular signal transduction; positive regulation of protein catabolic process
Molecular function (GO): protein binding
Source: RefSeq, a predicted model, not a curated record